Molecule: messenger RNA, 1044 nt
Organism: Pedinophyceae sp. YPF-701
Lineage: Eukaryota; Viridiplantae; Chlorophyta; Pedinophyceae
Source: the annotation of a GenBank genome assembly
AUGCCAGCACCCUCGACAACCGGGUACCCCCCCGCGCACUCGAGUCAGGGACAGCCCGUUUACGGACAGCCAGGGCACGGGGGGAUGCCGGAGCAGCAGCCCGCGCCAAGCAUGGGCUUCGGCGGCCCGCCUGGCGGCUACGGCGGCCCGCAGGGCCCCCCUGCUUCGACGGGGCCGACCAUUCCGGACCCGACGGGCGGCGCGGCUGGGGUCCUGGCGGGGGUGUACGGCUCGCAGUUCCUCAACCGCGGGCAGCAGCUCGUGCAGGGCGGCGUCGGGUACUUCUCCGGCGACAUCUUCCUCUCGCUCUUCGCCGUCGACCACCGCUACUGUCGAAACAAACUCAAGGUCCUGCUGUGGCCGUUCGGGGCCAACCUGCACCGCAAACACGAGCAGGUCGCGGUCCAGGGCGGCCCGCGCUUCCGCGCCCCGCGGCACGACGUCGCGGCGCCGGAUCUGUACAUUCCGCUGUGCGCGGUGGCGACGUACGUGGUGCUGUGCUCGCUUGCGAGCGAGGCGCGGCACGGGUUCUCGACGGACGUGGUGUUCCUGCGGACGUCGCGCGCGGCGCUCGCGUGGGCCUUCCUCGCCGCGGUGUACCGCGCCGUGGUCUAUUUAGGGCACGGCAGGUCGGCAGGGCCCUCGCAUGCCGGCAACAUGCAGACGCACGGAACGACGGUGCCGCUGAUGGAGCUCGUGGCGUACGCGGGGUACCUCUUCGUGCUCCUCGACGUGGCCAUCGCCGUCGGGCUGCUCCUCGCCUGGCCGGCGGCGUACUGGGCGGCUCUGUGUUACGGCACGGCGUGCCUGGUCGUCUUCCACAAGAACGUGCUGCAGAACCUCCGGAUCGACAUGCACAGCGUGGGCUCGCAGGGUCAGAACUACGCCAUGUUCGGGCUGCUCAUCAUGCAGCUCCCGGUGAUGUGGCUCCUCGGCAUCGCCCCGGCCAAGGUUGCGGAGGCAGCGGCGACAGUGGCGUCCAAGGCGGCAGCGGGCGCGGGAUCGCUCGGCGUGAUGGACGGUGCCGGGGGCGGGGCGUCGUGA